UACUGCCAUUCCUUGACUUUCUUUGUCUCCUGACGAAGAAUUGACCAUGGCUUGACGAUGAAUUACCUGUUGGUUUGAUGAUAUUUUUAUAGACGGCUUAAAUUAGCCUUCCUGAGUGCCACAACCUCGUCGAAGGAUCCGUCGAAGGAUCCUUGCUUAUCGUCGAUCUGCUGUGACCCGUCACAUGUACAUCGUAACUCAAUCACUGCAGCCACUGUCCUACAACCACCGUGACAAUGAGGCCAUCCGACGACCAUGGAGAAACCUCUGAAUGUCUUCCCAUGACCCGCUCUCGAUCCGUAUCCGCCGCAUCUCAAACCUCCACCGACUCGAGUCUAUCUACCGAAUCCCUCUUCCCAGGAGAACAGAAACCCUUCGCCAACGCCAAAGAGACAAUGGCACUAGCCGACGAAGACCAAUACCGCGACCUCGAGGACGGCGAGGCGGAACAAACAGAACCAUUCCUCGCGUCGUCCAAGAAAGCUGCCACCGGAGGCGGUCGAGCACGGCGGAUAUUCUGGAUCCUGGUCCUUCUCUGCCUUGGAGGCUGGCUGCUUGCCUUUGUCCUGUUUUUAACAGGGGGACGAGCGAACUACCAGACUGCUUCGGACGCGUUACAGGCGCACGGAGCCGACUCGACGUUGGGUAGCACGAGCACGAGCUCCGGCAAGCCUGUCACGUUGCAGCAGGUGCUCGCGGGGCAAUGGAAUCCUCGGUACCAUGCGAUCGGGUGGGGCGGGGAUGAGAAGCAGGGGUAUCUCCGGGUGGAUGAUAUCCGGAGUCGAAAGGGCAAUGACACGGGUCGGGAGAGCAGGGUGCUGAUGAGGAAGCCCAUCGUGCACGUGGACGGGAAGGCGAUUAUUCCCAGCAACGUCUGGCCGAGUCCAGACUUGAAGAAAGUGCUGUUGAUAUCCGAGCAGCAGAAGAACUGGAGGCACUCGUUCACCGGGAAGUAUUGGGUGUUGGACGUGGAUUCUCAGACAGCGCAACCGCUGGAUCCCAGCGCUCCGGAUGGUCGAGUGCAGCUCGCGCUUUGGUCUCCUGCCUCUGAUGCAGUCGCCUUUGUUCGGGACAAUAAUUUGUACCUGCGGAGACUCUCGUCGGACAGCGUUGUCGCGAUUACCAAGGAUGGCGGGGAGAACCUUUUCUAUGGUGUUCCCGAUUGGGUGUCUGAGGAGGAAGUGAUAUCGGGGAACAGCGUCACAUGGUGGUCGAAUGACGCCAAGUAUAUUGCUUUCUUCAGAACAAAUGAGACGAGUGUGCCUGAGUUUCCGGUGCAGUACUACAUCUCGCGACCAUCUGGGAAGAAGCCUCUCCCGGGUUUUGAGAAUUACCCCGACUUCUACGAUGUCGAGAAGAACGAGGUCUUCUCGGUCGAAGUAGCAGACGACUUUGCCGACGAUGACCGCAUCAUCAUCGAGAUCUUGUGGGCCUCCGAGGGCAAAGUCCUCGUGAGAUCGACCAACCGCGAAAGCGACAUUCUCAAGGUGUAUCUGAUCGACACCAAGUCCAGGAGAGGCAAACUGGUCAGAUCCGAAGACGUUGCCGGUCUUGACGGUGGUUGGGUUGAGCCUUCGCGGUCCACACGCUUCAUCCCGGCGGACCCUGAUAAUGGACGACCGCACGACGGGUACAUUGACACCGUGCCAUACAACGGAUAUGACCACCUUGCAUACUUCACGCCACUCGAUAGCCGCAACCCCGUGAUGCUCACAUCGGGCGAGUGGGAAGUGGUGGACGCACCGGCUGCCAUAGAUCUACAAAGGGGCCUGGUGUACUUUGUCGGCACGCGGGAAGCACCCACCCAGCGUCAUGUCUACCGUGUGCAGCUGGACGGGUCGAAUCUUAAGCCUUUGACCGACACCUCCAAACCAGGCUACUAUGACGUCUCCUUUUCACAUGGCACAGGCUACGCGCUUCUCACGUACAAAGGGCCCUCUAUCCCCUGGCAGGCAAUCAUCAACACGCAAGGCGACGGAAUCACGUACGAAGACCGAAUCGAAGAGAACGCACAGCUCGCCAAGAUGGUAGAGGCGUACGCGCUGCCGACUGAGAUCUACCGAAACGUCACCGUCGACGGCUACACGCUGCAGCUUGUUGAGCGCCGCCCUCCACACUUCAACCCGGCCAAGAAAUACCCCGUCCUGUUUUAUCUGUAUGGCGGACCGGGCUCGCAGACCGUGGACCGCAAGUUCACCGUUGACUUCCAGUCCUACGUCGCCUCCAGCCUGGGCUACAUCGUCGUGACCGUCGACGGCCGCGGCACAGGCUUCAUCGGCCGCAAGGCCCGCUGCAUCGUCCGUGGUAACCUAGGCUUUUACGAGGCGCACGACCAAAUCGCCACUGCGAAGAUGUGGGCGGCAAAAUCAUACGUCGACGAAACCCGCAUGGCGAUCUGGGGAUGGAGCUUUGGGGGGUUCAUGACGUUGAAGACUCUUGAACAAGAUGCUGGCCAGACCUUCCAGUACGGAAUGGCCGUUGCCCCCGUCACAGACUGGCGGUUCUACGACUCAAUCUACACAGAACGAUACAUGCACACCCCGCAGCACAAUCCGAGUGGGUACGACAACUCGACGAUAUCCGACAUGGCCGCCCUGUCCGAGAGCGUCCGCUUCCUCGUCAUGCACGGUGCGUCGGACGACAACGUCCAUCUACAGAAUACCCUUGUGUUAAUCGACAAGCUGGACUUGUCGAACGUCGAGAACUACGAUCUGCAGUUCUACCCGGACUCGGAUCAUAGCAUCUACUUUCACAAUGCGCACACCAUGGUCUACGAGCGUCUUUCGGACUGGCUCGUCAACGCGUUUAAUGGUGAAUGGCAUCGGAUAGCGAACCCCGUGCCGGACGAGUCAAUGUGGGAGCGUAUGAAGCGGUCGCUGCCGUUGCUGUAUCCUUAGGACAG
Aspergillus novofumigatus IBT 16806 is the source of this 2902-nucleotide messenger RNA. It is a transcript of the gene dapB, whose product is annotated as dipeptidyl aminopeptidase dapB. Gene Ontology annotation, biological process: proteolysis. The coding region runs from base 237 to 2897 and encodes 886 amino acids. Gene Ontology annotation, molecular function: dipeptidyl-peptidase activity; serine-type peptidase activity. The record is from RefSeq and is a predicted model, not a curated record. The transcript has 5 exons. NCBI's taxonomy places the organism in Eukaryota, Fungi, Ascomycota, Eurotiomycetes, Eurotiales, Aspergillaceae.